This is a messenger RNA of Sphaerodactylus townsendi, 395 nucleotides long. Its product is annotated as MIEF1 upstream open reading frame protein-like. Bases 182 to 394 code for a protein of 70 amino acids. The record is from RefSeq and is a predicted model, not a curated record. NCBI's taxonomy places the organism in Eukaryota, Metazoa, Chordata, Lepidosauria, Squamata, Sphaerodactylidae. The transcript is spliced from 2 exons.
GGCAUACCCCGGAAGUGAAGCAGCCAUGUCGCCGAGUGACCUCCGGAGCUGAACUGGGAGCGGGAAGAGGUGGGGUCGGAGCCCCUGAAGCGUGACACAGCCUCCGUGAAGGGGUCAGAAGCCGCUGUCGGUUUUUUGUCCUUCGUCCCUCUUACAGUUUAUCCUUGUCCGUUCAUCCUCCAUGGCAGCGUGGACCCGUGAAGCAGUGCUGAACCUCUAUCGCACUUUGCUGCGUCAGGGGCGUGGUCUGCGCUAUACUGAUCGUGAUUUCUACUUGACCUCGAUCCGGAAAGAGUUCCGCAAGAACCAGUAUCUUGAGCGGCUUGAAGAUAAGGAGAGGCAACUGGAGAAGGGCCAGGCUUUCCUACAUACCAAACUUGGCGGCUUGGUUUAGA